CCCCAGCACCUCGGCCUCGAGUCCCCAGCCCGCUGCACCUCCGGGCCCCCCCCUUACCCUCUAGAGAAACCAGGAGUUGUCGCAAGGGGGCCUCGGGAAAUUCCCUGGACCCCAGUGCCAGGAGGUGCCCGGUUCGCCCGCUCCCCAUCCACCCCCCCGAGGGCGGUGCCCGGGGGCGCUGCCCCAUGGAGCGGGGAGGCGGGCGCCGUCUGCUGCGGGAGCCGUGACCUGAGUAGGAGCUGUGUGUGUCGCAGCCGCCCCACCCCUGCCGAUCAUGCGCCGGCGACCCUGGCUCGCCAGUCCCACCGGGCUGUGAGCCCCCCACUCCUGGCCUGUCAAGGCCCGCGCGCCAUGGGCAGCGCCCACCCUCACCCCUGGCUGCGGCUCCCACCCCGGCCCCAGCCGCGGCCUGAGCUCUGGGCGCUCCUGUUCUUCCUACUGCUGCUGGCUGCCGCUGUGCCCAGGUCAGCACCCAACGACAUCCUGGGCCUCCGCCUACCCCCAGAGCCUGUGCUCAACGCCAACACAGUGUGCCUGACAUUGCCCGGCCUGAGCCGGCGGCAGAUGGAGGUGUGCGUGCGUCACCCUGACGUGGCCGCCUCUGCUAUCCAGGGCAUCCAGAUCGCCAUCCACGAGUGCCAGCAUCAGUUCCGGGACCAGCGCUGGAACUGUUCCAGCCUGGAGACUCGGAACAAAGUCCCCUACGAGAGUCCUAUCUUCAGUAGAGGUUUUCGAGAGAGUGCUUUCGCCUACGCCAUCGCAGCUGCCGGGGUGGUGCACGCAGUGUCCAACGCAUGCGCCUUGGGUAAACUACAGGCUUGCGGUUGCGACGCCUCCAGGCGUGGGGACGAAGAAGCCUUCCGUCGGAAGCUGCACCGCCUGCAGCUGGACGCGCUGCAGCGCGGUAAGGGCCUGAGCCACGGGGUCCCAGAACACCCUGCUCUGCCCCCUGCCAGCCCAGGCCUGCAGGACUCCUGGGAGUGGGGUGGCUGCAGCCCGGAUGUGGGCUUCGGAGAACGCUUCUCCAAGGACUUUCUGGACUCCCGGGAGCCUCACAGAGACAUUCACGCGCGCAUGAGACUCCACAACAACCGUGUCGGCAGGCAGGCGGUGAUGGAGAACAUGCGGCGCAAGUGCAAGUGCCAUGGCACCUCAGGCAGCUGUCAGCUCAAGACGUGCUGGCAGGUGACGCCCGAGUUUCGGGCCGUGGGGGCGCUGCUGCGCAACCGCUUCCACCGCGCCACGCUCAUCCGGCCGCACAACCGCAACGGGGGCCAGCUGGAGCCGGCCGCGGGGGCACCCUCGCCAGCUCCCGGCACUCCAGGGCUGCGCCGAAGGGCCAGCCACUCCGACCUGGUCUACUUCGAGAAAUCGCCCGACUUCUGUGAGCGCGAGCCUCGCCUGGACUCGGCGGGCACCGUGGGCCGCCUGUGCAACAAGAGCAGCUCGGGCCCGGACGGCUGCGGCAGCAUGUGCUGUGGCCGCGGCCACAACAUCCUGCGCCAGACGCGCAGUGAGCGCUGCCACUGCCGUUUCCACUGGUGCUGCUUCGUGGUCUGCGAAGAAUGCCGAAUCACCGAGUGGGUCAGCGUCUGCAAGUGAGCGGGCCCGGGCUCCUCUG
Molecule: messenger RNA, 1621 nt
Organism: Peromyscus leucopus (white-footed mouse)
Lineage: Eukaryota; Metazoa; Chordata; Mammalia; Rodentia; Cricetidae
Gene: Wnt10a
Product: Wnt family member 10A
Biological process (GO): cell fate commitment; neuron differentiation; multicellular organism development
Cellular component (GO): extracellular region
Molecular function (GO): cytokine activity; frizzled binding
Source: RefSeq, a predicted model, not a curated record